CUUCGGCGGAAGAAAUCUUGUGUGGUGAAGCGACGUCUUCCAUUGUCAGAGUGGAUGUUGGUAGAACCGAGCUUAACAUAGUCGGGAAUCUCCAGUGUCUGAUAGGUGAUGUGGCUUUAUCGACCAAUAUACCGAGUCUUCUGGGGAGAGUAGUUGUAAAGGGACUUUUUGGCGAAUCAUCUAUGUUCGCACUUGGUGAACUAA
Molecule: messenger RNA, 204 nt
Organism: Ambispora gerdemannii
Lineage: Eukaryota; Fungi; Glomeromycota; Glomeromycetes; Archaeosporales; Ambisporaceae
Source: the annotation of a GenBank genome assembly